AGAACUUCCCGACGAAAUGCGUUAGAAAUCACCGGAUCUUAUCGGAACCAUCCUUGGACCAAAAAAAAAAAAAAUCAUCUUGGCCAUGAACCUACCGGGCGGCGGGAAUCCGGCACCGACCGCAGCUCAUCCUGAACCCGACUCCGGAUCUUCAAGCCCCAAAACUCCCUCCAAAUCUCGCUCCGAAACGCAGGCAAGGAAGCUGAAUGUUAGCUCCAAACUGAACCGCUGGUCCAUAGCCCGAGCCGUACGAUCCGGUAUCAAGCUUGAUCAUCCGGUUCAUCGAACGGCCGAGCCAAGGUCGCCGAUCCGUCAACUAACGGAGAUCGAUCCCACGUUGGAGGAGGAUGCUGGUGGUGUGUCGUCGGCGAUUGACGAUGAUGAUGAUGAUGGUGACGGUUUUACGGCGGGGAAAUCGUUAUACUUGGUAUCUGACGGAACUGGUUGGACGGCGGAACACUCUGUUAACGCUGCGUUGGGACAAUUCGAGCACUGUUUGGUCGGUCGAGGUUGUUCUGUGAACACCCAUCUCUUCUCAGGGGUUGAGGAUGAAGAGAAACUGGUAGAGAUCGUCAAGCAAGCGGCUAAAGAAAGGGCAAUGCUUUUUUACACAUUGGCAGAUCCAUCCAUGGCAAAAUCAGCAAAGCAAGCCUGCAAUCUAUGGGGUGUGCCUUCGAACGAUAUUUUGGGGCCUAUCAUCGAAGCAAUCGCCUCUCAUUUAGGUGUUUCCCCUUCCGGUCUUCCUCGGGGAGCUCGAAGUAGGGGGAAGACCCUCGACGACGAAUACUUCAGAAGGAUCGAAGCAAUUGAGUUUACCAUCAAGCAAGAUGAUGGAACCCUACCAGAGAAUUUGAACAAAGCUGACAUAAUUCUGGUUGGCGUUUCUCGGUCAGGGAAGACGCCGUUAUCAACUUACCUUGCUCAAAAAGGGUACAAAGUUGCGAAUGUGCCGAUUGUGAUGGGUGUGGAACUGCCAAGAACGCUUUUUGAGGCCGACCCGAGGAAGGUAUUUGGAUUGAGAAUCGAUCUUGUUGUGUUGCAAGCCAUUAGGAAAGCCCGGGCGAAGACGUUGGGGGUAGAUGCUGAGUCCGGGAAGAAGUAUUCAGGGAUCGAUUUCGUCAGAAAGGAACUGGAAUUCGCCUCGAGGGUCUAUGCCAAAAACCCAGGGUGGACUGUGAUAGAUGUGACGAACAAGGCGAUUGAAGAGACUGCGGCUGUGAUUCUGAGGCUGUACCAUGAUGGCAGUGACAGUAGUUCAGUACCACGGAUCUCAAAACGCUACUAGAAAUGCUGCCUCUUCAGCAUAUGUAUGAAUCAAAAGAAAGAAACCCGGUGCGGACGUUUCAACAUGAAAGUCAAUUUUUUGUUUUCUUUUUGGGGUCUGUCUUUAAUUUUUGAGCCGACUAAUACUCCUCUGACGUGAUAGUGUGAUAUUAUGUGUCAUGUUUGUAUCAUGAUUCCAACACUUGCUAGGCGUUGCAGAAACGGCCCUUUUCGGGAAUUAUAUCGACCUCUGCAUGAUUUGGAUU
Molecule: messenger RNA, 1529 nt
Organism: Tarenaya hassleriana
Lineage: Eukaryota; Viridiplantae; Streptophyta; Magnoliopsida; Brassicales; Cleomaceae
Product: pyruvate, phosphate dikinase regulatory protein 2
Exons: 4
Coding region: 86-1285 (399 amino acids)
Molecular function (GO): transferase activity, transferring phosphorus-containing groups; ATP binding
Source: RefSeq, a predicted model, not a curated record